This is a messenger RNA of Peromyscus californicus insignis, 3612 nucleotides long. It is a transcript of the gene CUNH8orf88, whose product is annotated as chromosome unknown C8orf88 homolog. The transcript has 6 exons. Gene Ontology annotation, cellular component: cytoplasm. The record is from RefSeq and is a predicted model, not a curated record. Lineage: Eukaryota; Metazoa; Chordata; Mammalia; Rodentia; Cricetidae. Gene Ontology annotation, biological process: negative regulation of translational initiation. Gene Ontology annotation, molecular function: eukaryotic initiation factor 4E binding. Bases 3256 to 3612 code for a protein of 118 amino acids.
CAAACAUUUUUUAAAUUAUUGAAAUUUUCAGUUUCACAGUUUGUUAACUAUAAUAUCAAUUUUUAGUACUGCUAAAUUUGGUGAAACCUGUCAUGAGUUUUGUGAGCUCUGAGAUUUCAGGGCAAUGCAAUUCUAUGGUUAUGUUUGAGACAGACGCUCACUGUGCUGCCCCAUUUGGACCCAAACUCAGGGUCAUCUUGUUUCAGCCUCCUAAAUGUUCAGGUUAUAGGUCUCUGUCUCCAUACCUGGCUCAUUCCAAUUCGGGGCCAAUAACAAACCUUACUCAUUUAGUUGAAGCCAUUUGUUUGUUGUCAAGGUUUCAUGGUGGAUAUUUUGAAUUUUAGAUUAUAGUUCUCUCUCACGCCACAGCAAUACGGAUUUUUUUAAAAGGGUCAACACCAUUGCAUGGCUCAUUUUCAUCAAUUAUGAAAAUAAUUCAGGAGUCUCUUAAUAGUAUUUAAAAAUUAAUCUUCUCAAUAAAUUAAUGAUCCUAGUUUUACAUGAAAAUGUCUUGCAAUUAACAUUUUUGUCACAAAAAUUUCUAUGGAUUUCAUGUAAUAUAAUUAAAAAUUUUAUUGUAAGAUGCAUAUAAAGUUAUACAUUGUUUAAUGUAUUUAUGAAAAAAUAUUUUGAAUAGAUGAAAAUUGAAUACUCUGUCUAUAAUUUUCCACAUGGGGGUUGGAGGAUAUGUUGUCUGUACUGCCCAUAACUUCUAGUGCUAUGUUGUAAGCCACAUUUUUAUCAGGAUAAAUCCAUUACCUGACCUGAACUUUAACCUUUGAUGCCAAGUGAAAUACUGUCAAGUGGAUGGUAAAGAGUGUUCCUCAAACCUAUUUCUACACAAGGAUAACUAGCAAUACAUUGAUUGUACAUAGAAGUUUGAACCAGAUAUUUUCUUUUUGGGCCAUCAACCAGCUCCCAAAUCAUGACACGGAGACUUACUAUUAGUUUUGGAUGCUUGGUCUUAUCUUAGCUCUCAUUUCCUGCUAGCUUAUCUUAGCUCUCAUUUCCUGCUAGCUUUUAUAACUUAACCUGUUUCUUUUCAUCCACAUUUUGCCUUGGGGAUUUUUACCUUUCUGUCUUUAUAGCUUACUUUCCUGCUGCGUCCAUGUCUGUCUGUCUGGCGGCUGCCUGGCUGGCCCCUGGCGUCCCCCCCCCCCCCCUUCUCCCUUGUUUUCUCCUCUCUUCUUCGUCUUGUCCUCUUGGGCCAAGAUUUGUCCUCCGAUUUAUUCUCUCGGCCCGCCAGCUCCACCUGUCCUUUCUCUGCAAUUCAGCUCUUUAUUAGACCAAUCAGGUGCCUUAGGCAGACAAAGUGAAACAGCAACACAUCUUUUCAUAACUAAACAAAUGCAGUAUAAACAAAUGUAACACACUUUUACACAGUUAAAGUAAUAUUUCACAGCAUAAGCGAAAGUAACACAUCUCUAGUUAAUUCUACAACAGAAGUUUUAGAAUUUCAUAUCUUUUAAAAUGGUAAACCAUAUAUCACAUUCCAGAUCAAGAUCUUUGUUUCUGAGAGCUUUAAAAUAAAAUUCAAUUCCCUUAAAACUGUGCACAAAAUACUGAUUUUUGGCUUUUCCCAUUCUUUAAACUUGUCAACAUUAUCAUUUUGUUUUCUAUAGUCCAAUUAUACUAGCCUUACCUCAGUUUCUAGAAUACGGCAAACAACAAUUUUCUGCCCAGGCUGUUCUAAAAACCCCUUGCUUGUUCUCUACCGACACUCAAGCCUAGGUGACCAUCCUCCUUCAGUACCCCACUCCAGUCAAACUUUGACUUGCCCCCCAAGUCUCAUUUCCUUUGGAGGUUAUUUUACCUUUUGAGGAUUUUUUUUCCUCCUAAAUGCUUCCUUCUGAAAUGUGCAAGUUUUUCUUAAACAUAUUUCCCUAAUUCUCCAAUUUAUAAUGCCCAUGAAAUGUGUGUGUAUGCAUACAGUACAUGUACCAGUGUACAUUUUCUGCAGUUUUUGAUAUUACAAACUAAACAUCGUAUUAUAAUCUCAUAUGUAAGUCUCAAACUCUUCCUUUCCCAGGCCUACUUCUUGUAUCCAUUACAUACAUACAUACAUAUUCCACCACCACUGACUCAGUUUACCCUCUAUCAGAUAUCCAAGACACCCUAGUGUCUCAUUCCCCUGUCCUACCAAACUGGCAAUAACUUUACUGCUAUCUCUUCCUUAAGAUCUCCCUUCUUCCAUACUUAAUGCAGACGACUCAUUUCUUUUUUCUUGCAGUGUUGGUAAAUUUCUCCACAACUUGUGUUGCUGUGUCUGCCUCUUCCCAGAACAUCUACCCCCCACAGCACUGUUAGAAUGGUCUUUAAAUAAUCAAUUUUGAUCAUGUCAUUUUUCUGUCACUUAAAGAUAGACCAUUAAAUAAAGCCUCAAAGUCUGGUUUAAUGUUUCAUUUUCCUCUUCAUCCACCUCUGCUUACUCUGCGCUGAAAACAUUUUCCUCUCUCUUUGUACUUCCUCUCACGUUUCUUCCAGGUAACUGUAAACACGGAAGCAUUGCCUUCUCAGAAAACUUUGACCUGGGCCUAAGCGUCAGCUUUGGCAUGUUUCUACUGUACUCCUAACCUAAGUGUUCUGUUCCAGUUCUUACCCAGACCCACAGAACGGGCUACUCUGUGUCGCUUUGUGUAAAGCCCUGUGAGGGCUGUCCUUCACACACACACACACACACACACACACACACGUCCUUCAGCACAGGCUUAUGGACAUCCUGAGAUGGCAGUGAAAAAAGUUGACGAGAACGGAAAGGAAGGUGGAAAGCAAUGGAUUUGGACUGAGUUUUGUUAACUAAUUUUGAUCUUUUCAGGACUGUAAUCUGCUGAGUGGGAUGUGGUCAACUCUUGGAUCUGGAGUCAUCCAGGCAACAAACCUCCCGAUAGGUCUGUGAGGGAGUUUCCAGACUGGGUGGGGGUGAGAAAAGGAGUAUUAUAAAUGGGUGAGGCUUGGGGGACUGAGUGAAUGGGGCGAGGUGAGCUGGGCACCAGCGUUCACCUCUGCUUUUGACUCCGGAUUGGCUAUGACCAGCUUGCUCCUGCCGCACCUUCUUCACCAGGAUGGUCUGUAGCCUCACACUGUGAGCCCACACAGAACCUCUUCUUCAGUUUGUGCCAGUGCUCUUUGGGUCACAAGAAACAGAAAACACGGUGAAAAUGUGUAUUCCUGCUGGAUGGGCGCCACUUCUCCACCACCAUCCUUGUCGACAGCUGGAAUCCAGAAGACAUACCAGUAUGGAACCUCAAGGUCUUUAUGACAAUGGAAACCAAAAAAUUGAUUGGCAAACCGCUUCAACCAGCAAGACCUGUUCGUCAUCUCUCUUCUUCUCCAGGACCAGUAUUCCCUUUUAACUUUCAGAAUGAAUAUCCAUGUAACACUCAGUGCUUACAAAGUGGAGUUGGCCGAUGUAAGACGAAUGGAAUGCAAGCCUUUUCUCAAGGUCUUAAUGAGCAACAGCAACACCAGUCUCCAGUUAAAAAAGAGAGAAUUAAAUACAGCAGAGAUUUCUUGUUGAAGCUUUCAAGUGUUUCCAUCUGCAGAAAAAAACCAGACUUUCUGCCUGAUCAUCCCAUUGUACUUCAAAAACCAGCUUCUAUUCUGUUCACUUAG